AUGAGUAGAUUCCGUAAAACCCUAGUUUCUGCUUUCGUUCUCUGCUUGGUUAUUUUUCCUCUUCUAGUCUCAGCGGCAGAGGAAGAAAACCAAUGCGGCGGAUCCAAAGGUGGCUCUGCUGCGGAGAAAGCAUCGGCUCUUAAAUACAAGAUCAUAGCUUUCUUUUCCAUCUUAAUCGCCGGAGUAUUUGGCGUCUGUUUACCUAUUUUUGGCCUCAAGACGGAGAGCAAUUUCUUCAUGUACGUGAAGGCAUUCGCUGCCGGCGUAAUUCUAGCCACCGGCUUUGUCCACAUUCUUCCCGAUGCUACCGAGAGUCUCACGAGUUCGUGCCUUGGAGAAGAACCACCGUGGGGAGAUUUUCCGAUGACGGGACUCGUUGCCAUGGCUGCAUCGAUCUUGACAAUGUUGAUUGAAUCCUUUGCUUCAGGGUAUUUGAACAGAUCUCGCUUGGCGAAAGAGGGUAAGACUCUGCCGGUGAGUACAGGCGGAGAGGAGGAACAUGCUCACACUGGCUCUGCUCAUACUCAUGCCUCACAAGGACAUUCUCAUGGCUCUCUUCUUAUUCCCCAAGAUGAUGAUCACAUUGAUAUGAGGAAAAAGAUUGUAACUCAGAUAUUGGAAUUGGGGAUUGUGGUUCAUUCAGUGAUAAUAGGAAUAUCUCUAGGAGCAUCUCCAAGUGUGAGCACAAUAAAGCCUCUCAUAGCUGCAAUUACUUUCCAUCAAUUGUUUGAAGGUUUUGGCCUUGGUGGUUGCAUCUCUGAGGCAAAGUUUAGAGUAAAGAAAAUUUGGGUUAUGUUGAUGUUCUUUGCACUCACGGCACCAAUAGGGAUAGGAAUUGGUAUUGGAGUGGCGGAGAUUUACAACGAGAAUAGCCCAAUGGCCCUAAAAGUUUCCGGUUUUCUUAAUGCCACGGCCUCUGGAAUCUUGAUUUACAUGGCGCUUGUUGAUUUGGUAGCUCCACUUUUUAUGAACCAAAAAACUCAGAGUAGUAUGAAGAUACAAGUAGCUUGUAGUGUAUCUCUUGUUGUUGGUGCUGGUUUGAUGUCUCUUUUAGCUAUUUGGGCUUGAAAGUUUUAGUUAUUCUUGCUUGUUUUUUGAGAUUUUUUUUAGAACAGUGAAAUUACAUUUCAAUUCGGAUUUUGAUACUAAGACAAACCAGUCAAUUCCAUUCAUGAAUGCUGUUAUAUGGGAAAGAGAAUGUAAAUCAGUCUGUAAGUGACACACGUAACUCUCCAUGACUCCAUCUCUGAUGAAGAAAUACAAAACCAUCUAACUUACCUGCAAAUCAUUCGAAUGCACGCUUUGUAUUUACUAUGAUAUUGUAUUUGCUUGAACGCUCUUUAAUUACCUCUCCUAUGAUGCAUGUAUUACCACAGUAGAACCCCUACCAACAAAAUAAAAAAGGUAAAAUCAGUUACUAAAAAGAUUCUACAAUAGCUAUGAAAUUGUAGUAUGGAAAUCUUGUAAAGCAAUUACUAUAUGAGAAAGAGAAUGUAAAUAAAAAAACACUAAGCUAUGAAGAUGUCUAUCUCAUGACGUAGAACUCAAGGAAGUGAACAAAAACUACUUGGAGGACAGAGUAAAUCACUCCACAACCAGCUAAACAGAGUAAGAAAUGAGAUUUGGCAGCAGUUGAGAAUUGGAUGAUUUUGUAAUGAGUCAAAUGAUG
This is a messenger RNA of Arabidopsis thaliana (thale cress), 1669 nucleotides long. RefSeq names its product zinc transporter 12 precursor (gene ZIP12). Gene Ontology annotation, cellular component: membrane; plasma membrane. Bases 1 to 1068 code for a protein of 355 amino acids. NCBI's taxonomy places the organism in Eukaryota, Viridiplantae, Streptophyta, Magnoliopsida, Brassicales, Brassicaceae. The record is from RefSeq and is marked reviewed. The transcript is spliced from 2 exons. Gene Ontology annotation, molecular function: metal ion transmembrane transporter activity; zinc ion transmembrane transporter activity. Gene Ontology annotation, biological process: metal ion transport; transmembrane transport; zinc ion transmembrane transport.